AUGACGAACUUGAUCGGCAACCUAACGAGUAUCCUCGUAUCUCGCGACCUCUUCUCGACUUCUUAUUCUCCAACCGUUUCAUGGAAAACACAGUUGUUUCUCGUUGGCCUCUUUGGAUUUCUCUUUGCCAAUGCGAAGAGCUUGCCUCUGGCUCACACCCUGCGCCUGCUGCCCUCUGUCUAUCGACUCUUCUGGCCUCGACUCUUCAAGAAGCCCAAAAGGGAAUCUCUCACGGCAGAUAGCAUACAGGAAUCUGCCAUCACCGCCGCCUCCCCCAGCCUGUUCCGCUACGAAGUCGCCAACUACCGGGUCGCCCCGCUCGACCUCGACGUCAACCUGCACAAGUCCAACAGCACGUUUUUCACCGACGCAGACAUCAGCCGCGCGGCUCUGCUCACCAAAAUCCUGUCGCCGGCGCUCGCGCGCCUCGGGCCCGCGGAUUUCGUCCUCGCCGCGGUGCAGUCCAGCUUCAAGCGCCCCGUCGCGCCCUGGCAGGCGUACCGGGUUUCGUCGAGGAUCCUGGCCUGGGACGAGCGGUCGCUGUACCUCGUGACCUACUUCACGAAGCCCGGCACGGACGGGCUUCUCGCCGAGGUGGAUCUUCGAGGAGGUCCGGCCGCCGUGCUCGACGAUAAGGUCCUGAGUAAAGGCGUGUUUGCGACGUUGGCCACCAAGUAUGUGUUCAAGGCUGGCCGGACGACUGUGAGGCCGUUGGAUGUCCUUGUGGAGGCUGGCUUGCUUCAUCACGGGGAGGGACCUGGCCGGGGGGAGGCAGUGGGAAUCUCUGAGAUUCAGGAAGGGGUAGAGCGUGGUCUCGAGUAUGUAAAGAGCGGCGUUGUUUGA
Molecule: messenger RNA, 843 nt
Organism: Colletotrichum higginsianum IMI 349063
Lineage: Eukaryota; Fungi; Ascomycota; Sordariomycetes; Glomerellales; Glomerellaceae
Product: Capsule polysaccharide biosynthesis protein
Exons: 1
Coding region: 1-843 (280 amino acids)
Source: RefSeq, a predicted model, not a curated record